Molecule: messenger RNA, 2286 nt
Organism: Closterium sp. Yama58-4
Lineage: Eukaryota; Viridiplantae; Streptophyta; Zygnematophyceae; Desmidiales; Closteriaceae
Source: the annotation of a GenBank genome assembly
AUGCAGGCAGUGGAAAUCAGUGGAGCAGCAGCCCUCCCAGGGGAUGUUCUUAUAGUGAGGGUUCUUGGAGCCUUCGCUACAGUGACGGAUACAGCUCCUGACGCAAUCUCGUGGAAACUUGUGACUUGUGCACUUUCGGACUUUCAUAAUCAGCAGCAGAUGGAGCAUGAAUCGGGAGACAUUGGGGAGCAGGGGGAAUGGUUAAGGGUGUGUGGGGAGAUUAAAGACGCACAGGAGUUAGAAGCUAAAGCGCCUGGCGUGGUGGAUAGUGUACGUUAUUGGCUGCAGAGUUGCGAUCAAAUCCACCCUGGCGAUUCUCCUGUUUCUUUCGAGCUUUCUGGGCAGCUUGCGCCCCCGCGAACAGCUUUAAAUGCUGCCCGGAAUGCUGCCCAAGCCUGGGGUGUGAUGACUGCGGAUGGUCGGGCAGUCAGACCUGUCCACGUGGCGUUUUCUCGGGCAGGAGGAAUGCUCCCGACACACCGGGCAGACGUUGAAAAAAUCUGGGAGGCGAGCUACCUGGAGAACCUCAGCUUAGCAUCAAUUUCAUUGACCUGCCCGGAGAAAAUUUUGGGCGUCAGUGACACUGCUGGUAGCAGAGAAACCACCACUGCAGAUUCAUCACUGCAAUCAUCAUCACGAUUACCACCAGCAUCAGCGCUACCACCAUCAAGAAGAUCCUACCCUUCCCUCUCCUCCUCUUCCGCUGUCUCAUCACACCACCGCUUCAACCUUUCUCCUCCCACUUCCUCUUUCCAUACAGCGGCAUUCAUAAUGGAACAGCCCGUAACCCACAGCACCACACAGAAUACCCCUCGCACCCCCACAGCACGCCACAGCCACAAGCAUCAGCUUAUGGCCAAACUCUUUUCCAAACUGCCCAACACACACUCGGGGCAGGAGAAAGAAAAUCCCCGGCGCAGGCAGCAGCAGCAAGAAGCUUCCGCCCAGUUUCAGGAAAGCCGGUUUGUUUCGUUGCCCCAAGAAGAAAGCUUUCUCUCUUCUUCCCAGCCUCCCAGAUCAAGCCAUAUCCCCACCAGCAACCCCAGGCCUUCACAGGUGUUCCCCCACCCGCAGGGCUCACAGGGGGGCAAAUCGAGGGGUGUAGGUGCAGCAGGGGAUGAGAGGAUACUGGCGGCUUCCAGUCAAGAAGGAUUUACUGUUCCUGCUGCUGCGCCUUCGUCGUUGAAUGUAGUUGCGCCUGCCCUUACGGCCGGAGAAACGGGUGGUAACCAGACUGCUGCUGGUAACCACGCUGUGGUUGCAGAAACGCCAAGCUCCGUGCUUCCCUUCCUGGGCUUCUCUAGAAGCUCUCUCCACGCCCCUAAGUUUCUGCGCCCUCCUAAACUCCUCUCCUUGUCUCUGAUGCCUGGUGGUGGUGGUGCUGCUGGGAAGGAUGGGAGGGGCAAGGAGGGAAGAAGCACGGAGGAAGAGGGGAAGGAGGAGAGAAGGGGGAAGGAGGAAGCGGUGAAGCAGAAGCAGAAGGGGAAAGGGAAGAGAGUGGGGUUUGGUGCGGUGGAGUGCGUUGCUGGGCCUCCCGCCGCUGCUCUAUCGGGUAUGUGGAGGGAAGAGGAAAGGUGGGAGGAGUUGGAGAGAGGAGAGGAGGAGAGAGAGGAGGAGGGUGGGAGAGGCAAGGAGAACAGGGGGAAUAUGGAGGGUGAAGUGAGAUGGAGUAGUAUGGAGCUAGCAGCAGGGAUAAAAUCAGCUGCAGGCCUAGGGGAAACGGCUUAUAGAGCAGGGGAUGCGUCCAUAAGGGGUACAGAAGCAGUGGCGGAUCCUGGGGCAGGUGAAGGUCUUUUGGCGCCUACAGUGGAAGAUGCAGGAUUGGAGGAGAGGUUUGAAGCGGGCAGGUUGAAAAAACAGAUGGCUUGUGAGCUCGAAGCAGCUCUAGCGAAGCAAGAGAUUAUAAUGAAGAAACAGGAGAUGCUUAUAAAGGAGGGGAAGAAAAGGGAGGAGAGAGCGAGGAAGGAGAAGCAGAGGAGGGAAGAGAGGAUGAAGAGGCGGGAGGAGCGGGCGGGUGGGAAGGACGGGGAGAGAGUGUGGAGGGAAGUGGGGAGGGAGGGAGAGAGGGAAGUGGAAAGGGAAGAGGAGGGAGAGGGGGAGGGCCAGAGGGAGGGAGAGAGGGAAGUGGAGGAGAUUGAGGAGGAGGGAGAGGGGGAGGGGGAGGGGGGUAUGGAGUUGCAUCAGAGCAGAGAAAGGCAGAUGGUGUGGAGGCAAGUGGAAGACUUGAUGAUGAGAAAUGUGCCAAUGAGUCAGGGCCUGUACGAGUGCUUAUACCAGCAUUUCUAG